Messenger RNA from Plutella xylostella (diamondback moth), 390 nucleotides. RefSeq names its product ribosomal protein L35 (gene RpL35). Gene Ontology annotation, cellular component: cytosolic large ribosomal subunit; ribosome. NCBI's taxonomy places the organism in Eukaryota, Metazoa, Arthropoda, Insecta, Lepidoptera, Plutellidae. The record is from RefSeq and is marked provisional. Gene Ontology annotation, biological process: translation; maturation of LSU-rRNA from tricistronic rRNA transcript (SSU-rRNA, 5.8S rRNA, LSU-rRNA). Gene Ontology annotation, molecular function: structural constituent of ribosome; mRNA binding.
GGCAAAGUGAAGUGUUCCGAGUUGCGGACUAAAGACAAAAAGGAGCUCUUCAAACAACUAGAAGAGCUCAAGACUGAGCUUACCAAUCUGCGUGUAGCCAAAGUUACUGGUGGAGCUGCUUCUAAACUCUCGAAAAUCCGUGUUGUGAGGAAAGCAAUUGCACGAGUAUACAUUGUUUACCACCAGAAGAUGAAGGUUAACCUCCGUAACCACUACAAGAACAAGAAGUACAAGCCUUUGGACCUUAGGCCCAAGAAGACCAGAGCCAUGCGCAAAGCUCUCAGCAAACAUGAGUCCAAAAUAAAGACCAUCAAGGAAAUCAGGAAGAAGUCCCUGUUCCCUCCCCGAGUGUAUGCUGUUAAGGCUUAAAUAAACAUGUAAAACCUAAAA